UUCUCUCUGUAAGAUACAGACAAAUCCGGAGUUUCCUGUACUGUCAAAAGAAGGAGAUUUGACAAUUGGAGGUGUUUUUUCUAUCCACAGCACAAUCACACAACCUUCACUUUUCUUUACAGAGAGGCCCAAAAUACUUCAAUGUACCAGUAUUAACAUAAGGGAGUUUCGAUUUGCCCAGACAAUGAUUUUUGCUAUUCAAGAAAUAAAUGAAAACCAGGAUCUUCUUCCUAAUAUCUCAAUUGGAUAUCGGAUUUAUGACAACUGUGCAUCCACGUUAUCAUCAAUGCGUGCCGUAAUGGCUCUGAUGAAUGGUGAAGAGUUGACUUUGGGAAAAAGCUGCUCUGGACAAUCAGCUGUUCAUGCUAUUAUUGGAGAGUCUGAAUCUUCUUCAACUAUUGUCCUUACCCGCACUAUUGGGCCAUUUCAGAUUCCAGUGAUAAGCCAUUCAGCCACCUGUGAGUGUUUGAGCAAUAGAAAGGAGUACCCCUCAUUUUUUCGAACGAUUGCAAGUGAUCUCUAUCAAAGCCGUGCCCUAGCACAGCUGGUCAAAAACUUUGGCUGGACCUGGGUUGGAGCAGUUAACAGUGACAGUGAUUAUGGCAACAAUGGGAUGGCCAUAUUUCUCUCUGCAGCAGAAGAGGAGGGUGUGUGUGUGGAAUACACAGAAAAAUUUGACAGGGCAGAGCCAAAAAAGCUCCUGAAAGUUGUAGAAGUGAUUAAAAAAAGCACUGCUCGGGUGAUUGUUGCAUUUCUUGCUCAUGUAGAAAUGAAUAACCUGCUAGAGCAAUUGAGUCUUCACAACAUUACUGGACGUCAGUUCAUUGGUGUGGAAGCCUGGAUUACUGCGGACAGCCUUGUGACUCCUACUAGCUAUAGAGUGCUGGGAGGUGCAUUAGGAUUUGCUGUUCAAAAGGCAAAUAUCAGCGGGUUGGAAGAAUUCCUUGUCAGAGGCUUUUGGGAAACAGGUUUUCCUUGUAAUCAGAAAAAUAACAAGGCAAGUCUGACAAAAUGCAAAGAAAACAAGGAUAUCAUGGAGCUCAGAGAUAAUGAGGAUGACGUGAUGGAGCUAAGAUACUCUACUAAUAUCUAUAAAGCCAUCUAUGCCCUAGCAUAUUCUUUACAUAGUAUAUUGAACUGCUCAAUAGGUCAAGCAUGUAAAAAGAAAGUGGAGGUCAAGCCAUGGGAGGUAGUAGAGGCUUUGAAAAAUGUUAACUUCACUAUUAAGAAUGGUGACAAAGUGUGGUUUGAUAACACUGGAGCUGCUGUUGCCAGGUAUGAGAUCGUAAACUGGCAGUAUGGAGGAAAUGAAACCGUUCAGUUUAAACCUGUUGGCUACUAUGAUGCUUCACUUACCUCUGGGAAGAGGUUUGUACUAGACAGAGAGGCAAUAAUGUGGCCCCAGGGCACUAAGGAGUUGCCUGUUUCAGUUUGCAGUAAAAGCUGUCGUCCAGGAACCCAUAAAGUCCUUCAGAAAGGAAAACCUGUGUGCUGCUUUGACUGUAUAGCCUGUGCAGUCGGGGAGUUUAGCAACUCUAUAGAUUCUAUUGACUGCAAAAAGUGCCCUGAAGCAUACUGGUCCAAUCAGAACAGAGAUGCAUGUAUACCAAAAGACGUUGAGUUUCUCUCUUUUAAUGAGGUUAUGGGAAAAAUAUUGCUGAUUUUCAGUGUGUUCGGUCUGUUGCUAACUUUAUUAGUAUCCACACUUUAUUUAUCUAAUAAGAACACUCCACUUGUGAAAGCAAACAACUCUGAAUUAAGUUUCUUGCUGCUCUUUUCCUUGUCUCUCUGUUUCUUGUGUUCUUUAACAUUUAUUGGUAAGCCUACUAACUGGUCCUGUAAGCUGAGACACACAGCAUUUGGCAUCACCUUUGUGCUCUGCAUCUCUUGUAUUCUUGGAAAAACAAUAGUGGUUUUGAUGGCUUUUAAAGCUACACUUCCAGGUAAUAACAUGAUGAAAUGGUUUGGGCCGGCACAACAGAGACUCACUGUUUUAUUUUUCACUUUUAUACAGAUCAUAGUUUGCAUCCUGUGGAUAACAAUAAAUCCUCCCAUUCCUUACAAAAAUAUGAAUUAUUAUAUGGAGAAGGUAAUCCUUGAGUGUGAUCUCGGGUCACCUUUUUGGUUUUGGGUUGUGUUAGGAUACAUUGGUCUCCUUGCCUUUCUAUGUUUUGUCCUUGCUUUCUUGGCAAGAAAGUUGCCCGAUAGCUUCAAUGAGGCAAAGCACAUCACCUUCAGUAUGUUGAUCUUUUGUGCAGUCUGGCUCACCUUUAUCCCAGCUUAUGUCAGCUCACCUGGGAAAUUUACUGUUGCUGUUGAGAUAUUUGCCAUACUAGCAUCAAGUUACGGGAUACUGUUUUGUAUAUUUGCACCAAAGUGCUAUAUCCUUGUUAUAAAACCUGAGAUAAACACAAAGAAACACCUUCUGGGAAAAACACAAUGUUAA
Molecule: messenger RNA, 2446 nt
Organism: Cyprinodon variegatus (sheepshead minnow)
Lineage: Eukaryota; Metazoa; Chordata; Actinopteri; Cyprinodontiformes; Cyprinodontidae
Product: extracellular calcium-sensing receptor-like
Exons: 7
Coding region: 185-2446 (753 amino acids)
Biological process (GO): G protein-coupled receptor signaling pathway
Cellular component (GO): membrane
Molecular function (GO): G protein-coupled receptor activity
Source: RefSeq, a predicted model, not a curated record